CAAGUCAUCCUGAGCUUCUGUCACUAUUCAAAUUUGAAUUAUAUUAGUUUUGCCAAAUUGCAGUCUGAUAAUGUUUGGCCUUUUGAAAUGCGCUCAACCGCUCUUAGGAAAACUUCACAGCAGCCAAAGUAACAGGCGUGGCCUCAAGGUCGCCGUAGUGGGCGCUGCAGGCGGCAUAGGGCAGCCGCUGUCCCUGCUGCUGAAGCUCAAUCCUCACAUCGAGCACCUGGCGCUGCACGACUUAAGGAAUACACAAGGAGUGGCAAUGGACCUGUCGCACAUCGACACCCCUGCGACAGUCUGCCCCUUCGAGGGCGGAGACGGAAAGAGCCUGAGGAGGGCAAUGUUCAUGGCGGACAUCGUGGUGGUUCCGGCUGGACUUCCCCGCCAGCCAGGAAUGUCACGGACCGAUUUGGUGAAAGUGAAUGCCUCUGUGGCGGCGGAUGUUGCCUUCGCCGCCAGCGAAGUGUGUCCCAGGGCCUUUAUUGCUUUCAUCACAAAUCCAGUAAACGUUGUUGUGCCCCUCGCGGCCACAGUUCUCAAGGCCAAGUGCAAUUACGAUCCAAACCGCCUCUUUGGCGUCACCAGUCUCGACUUGGUGCGUGCAAGGACCUUUGUGGGGGACGCCCUCAAUGUGAACCCGUUGAAAGUGGAGGUGCCGGUGAUCGGAGGGCACACCGGUAAAACCAUCUUGCCCAUCUUGUCGCAGUGCACGCCCGCCUACAAUGGCACCGACGAAGAAGUCGAGGAGUUGAUCAAGCGCAUCCAAGGAGCAGGAACCGAAGUUGUCAACGCCAAGAAGGGCGAGGGAUCGGCCACCCUCUCGAUGGCCCAUGCCGCCAACCUAUUCGUUGGCAAUCUGAUCAAGGCCAUCAAGGGCAGUGACAAGCCCAUCGUGGAGUGCGCAUAUGUGGAAUCGGAGGUCACCGAGGCCCAGUUCUUUGCCACGCCAUUCGUCCUGGGACCGCAGGGCAUCAAGGAGAACCUCGGACUGCCCGAUAUGAACGAUGUCGAGAUGGAGGCAUUGGAGAAAAUGCUGCCGGAGUUGAAGGCGAACAUAGAGGCUGGGAUCAAAUUGGGAAAGGACUUUGCAGGGCAGGAUUAAUAAAUUAGUAUCAAAGUUAUUUCGAGUCUGAAUUAUCACAAAUUAAUUGAACGGAAGACCUUUUUAAAGAAUUUCGGCAACUAAAAUCCGAUGCUGUUUAAUUAGGUAAACAUCAAGACCACCGACAUUCUUUGUAGAACUCUUGAUUACUUUGUAAAUACAAUUUAAUAAAAUA
Molecule: messenger RNA, 1280 nt
Organism: Drosophila kikkawai
Lineage: Eukaryota; Metazoa; Arthropoda; Insecta; Diptera; Drosophilidae
Product: malate dehydrogenase
Biological process (GO): tricarboxylic acid cycle; carboxylic acid metabolic process
Cellular component (GO): mitochondrion; cytoplasm
Molecular function (GO): L-malate dehydrogenase (NAD+) activity
Source: RefSeq, a predicted model, not a curated record